AGAUUGGGGUUUUUUCCCACUGAAAGCUGAGAAUGAUUCUGCAGAUAUUCUUGUCUUGUACCUUCACACUCAUUAAUCAUCACAAAACCUUUGCAAAUUGCUAUUUUUAAUUAAUUAAGCUUUUCUUUCACUUUUCCACCGAUCCAGCAGUCACAACAACACUUGCACGUACCCUUCUUCUCCAAAUCUCACUCAACUCACUUCUGCUUUUCAUUCCAGGUGGUGGGUGAUGAUAUGAAGAAGUUAAGAAUGAUAUUUUUUACUUUGCUUAUUCUUUCAAUCUUUCACCAAGUAGUGUCAGAUGUUCAUCAACCACUUUCAAAAGUAGCAAUUCAUAACACAGUAUUUGCUCUUAAUCAAGGUUCUUCUAUCAAAGCCACUCCUAAUCUACUUGGCUUAAAGGGACAAACUACAGAAUGGGUCACACUGAGAUAUAGUACUCCAAACCCAAAAAUAGAUGACUGGAUUGGAGUCUUCUCUCCUGCAAACUUCAGUGCUUCUACUUGCCCUGCUGAAAACACACUUGUCAAUCCUCCAUUUUUGUGCUCUGCACCUAUCAAGUUUCAGUAUGCCAAUUUCUCGAGUCACAAUUACAAGAACACGGGGAAAGGUUCCUUGAAGCUUCAGUUGAUUAAUCAGCGAUCUGACUUCUCGUUUGCUCUCUUCACCGGUGGAUUAGCAAAUCCAAAGCUCGUUGCAGUGUCAAAUAAAGUAUCAUUCCUCAAUCCAAACGCUCCAGUAUAUCCUAGACUAGCACAAGGGAAAACAUGGGAUGAAAUUACUGUAACAUGGACAAGUGGAUAUGGGAUCAGUGACGCCGAGCCUUUUGUUGAAUGGGGCCGAAAAGAAGGGAAACUUGUGCAAUCUCCUGCUGGGACACUGACUUUUGAUCGCAACACCAUGUGUGGCGCACCAGCAAGGACUGUUGGGUGGCGUGACCCUGGAUACAUACACACUAGUUUUCUGAAGGAGUUGUGGCCGAAUAAAGAGUACACAUACAAGCUGGGGCAUAGGUUAGUUAAUGGUACAACAGUUUGGAGUCAAGAAUAUCAGUUUAAAUCAUCUCCUUAUCCUGGUCAAAAUUCCGUACAACGUGUGGUCAUAUUUGGUGAUAUGGGAAAGGCAGAAGCGGAUGGCUCCAAUGAGUAUAACAAUUUCCAGCCUGGCUCACUCAAUACUACGAAUCAAAUUAUUCAAGAUUUGAAUGACAUAGAUGUGGUCUUUCACAUCGGUGAUUUAUGCUAUGCUAAUGGAUACCUUUCACAGUGGGACCAGUUCACUGCACAGAUUGAGCCAAUUGCCUCAAAAGUUCCUUAUAUGACAGCAAGUGGCAAUCAUGAACGUGACUGGCCAGGAAGUGGAUCAUUUUAUGGAACCUUGGAUUCAGGUGGUGAAUCUGGUGUACUGGCUCAAACUAUGUUUUAUGUUCCUGCUGAGAACCGGGAAAAAUUCUGGGUACGAAGUUGAAGAUGAGCUCCUCUUAUCAUCCAGAAACAGAUGGGCAGACUGAGGUUAUUAACAGAUGCCUUGAAAGCUAUUUGCGUUGUUUUGCAUCUGAUCAGCCUAAGUCUUGGACUCAUUGGAUUCCUUGGGCUGAAUAUUGGUACAAUUCUACAUACCAUGUAUCCAUUGGAAAAACUCCUUUUGAAGCUGUUUAUGGUAGAUCUCCUCCUAAUUUAUUGAGGUUUUUGUCCAAUGAAACAAAGGUGGCUGCAGUGGCUAUGGAGUUAUCUGACAGGGAUGAAGCGUUACAACAGUUGAAACUUCAUCUUUUAAAAGCUCAGGAACAGAUGGCUAGUUAUGCUAACAAAAAGAGAAGAGAUUUGUCUUUUGAGAUAGGAGAAUGGGUCUUCCUCAAAUUAAGACCCCAUAGACAACACUCAGUGGUCCGUAGAAUCAAUCAAAAGUUGGCUGCACGUUUCUAUGGUCCUUUUAAAAUCAUAGCAAGAGUAGGGCCUGUUGCUUAUCAAUUGCAAUUGCCUGCACAGUCAAAGAUACACUCAGUCUUUCAUGUGUCUUUACUUAAAAAAGCUGUAGGUGACUAUCAUGUACAAGGUGAGUUACCAAAGGAUUUAGAGGUUAGUGAUGACAUAACAG
This is a messenger RNA of Trifolium pratense (red clover), 2097 nucleotides long. RefSeq names its product probable inactive purple acid phosphatase 1. Bases 235 to 1467 code for a protein of 410 amino acids. Gene Ontology annotation, molecular function: metal ion binding; acid phosphatase activity. The transcript is spliced from 12 exons. The record is from RefSeq and is a predicted model, not a curated record. Lineage: Eukaryota; Viridiplantae; Streptophyta; Magnoliopsida; Fabales; Fabaceae.